This is a messenger RNA of Caenorhabditis elegans, 3156 nucleotides long. It is a transcript of the gene etc-1, whose product is annotated as E3 ubiquitin-protein ligase etc-1. The record is from RefSeq and is marked reviewed. The transcript is spliced from 15 exons. Gene Ontology annotation, biological process: protein polyubiquitination; protein ubiquitination. Bases 61 to 3066 code for a protein of 1001 amino acids. NCBI's taxonomy places the organism in Eukaryota, Metazoa, Nematoda, Chromadorea, Rhabditida, Rhabditidae. Gene Ontology annotation, molecular function: ubiquitin-protein transferase activity; ubiquitin protein ligase activity.
AUGUCAUUCAACCUGGUAUUUUUUAACGGUGAUGUUCGGAGGGACAAAAAACAGGAAGCAAUGAUCAAAAGCCUAAACGAGCGGGACAACUUUCUUAACAGACUCCGCGAAAUGGAACAUAAACGGGAAAAGGAUGAGAAGCAAGAAAAGGCUGCGAGAAAAGUUCAAAAGUUUUGGAGAGGACAUCGAGUACAACACAAUCAACGUUUACUCUUUCGUGCAGAAUUUGAUGCAGUUUCAGAUAGACAGCGAGGUCUAGAGGAGACUAUCAAAAUGGCUCAGCUACUUGUCAAUUUCUAUGAAACGAAUAAAGAUGAAGAAAGAUUAGUGAUGACCCUAUCAGAACUUGUGAAAUUAAAAACCUCGGAUAAGGAAUUCGAGAAACGGAUUCGAGAGACGCAGCGCCUCCUUCUUGCACGCUGUUGUAUAAAAUUUCUGAAAAACGCCACAGAAAAUACAAUAUUCUUCCAUAUUUUCAGAUAUCUCGAAGAUUAUGUUACUUGUCAUUCUAAACUAUUCGAAGCUUCAUCUAAACUUGGACUUUUCAACGCAGAAUUCCAUCUUUUGGAAGCUCUCAUUGGAAAACCGACUGGUAAAACAGUAGAACGAGCAUCAUUGAAUCCAAGAAUUCUUCAAUUGCUUACCAGAAUAUUCGAGACAUUUGUUAAUCCAUCACGAUCCACUUCAGUGUCUGUAAAUGUCGCAAAUCGCUUGCUCAAAACAAUAUGUGUGAAUAUCACUGAUCUCAAUUUUUCGAACUACAUUCUUUAUUAUAUCAAAGAUCAUAUCAAGCCGACCUCGCCAAACUUCACAAAUUUAUUCGAAGCAAUGAAAUCCGUCGACAUUUUGAAUAAUUGGAAAGUUCGUCCAGAAAUCGCUGAAACUGCUUCUCUUCGUCUACAAUCGAUCUUCGUAUCUCAAAUUGUUCACGUCAGUAACACCCAAUCAGAAGAUGUGAAACAGUAUUUUAAUUCACUCGCAGUAUUUUUGGAACAUCAUUCUAAGAUAAUGAGAAGUUUGAAUGUGAAAGAAGAUUUGUCAGAAUUUGGAAGACUUCGAACAUCAGUUAAUAAUCAUUUGAAACAAUAUUGUGAAGAAAUGCUGAUCUCGAAUGAAUUCAGGCGGGCUGCAUGUAUAUAUGCUAAUUUACCCGGUGUUCAAGUCGAAACCAUAAUUUCACUACGAAAAUACUUCUCCCAGUUUUUGGAUCUUCUCGCUGCUUCCAACACCUUUGUGGAGGCUCUUUACGCUUUCAUCGCCCGACUUUGUCCAAAUGGAGAAUUUGAUCCAAUUGAUGCAAAAUCACCAAAAGUCAAUGCUCUCGAGUUAUUCUGUAAUUGCCUCAACAAACGUGUCUCAUCAGUUGCUGAUUCGGAUUUCGUUCCAACUGAUAUCUUUGUGGAUUUUGAUCAUACCGUAGAGUUUCUAAGAGAUGUCUCCAUCAAAUUAAUUCAUUUGAUGUUUCCAACAAUGGCAAGAGGAGAUCUUUAUUCAGGAAAUUUGAAGGAAAAGAUGUAUAAAGCUGAAACUGAUUGGAAAGAUGUUACCGAAUCAGUAUUUUCAAUUCUUGGAGCAAUUUAUCAAAAAGAUAUUCGGCUGAAAUAUUUCCCUGAAGAAUUUUGGACUAACCAUGGAAGAGAAGUUCUGAGUGGAAUCGGAGAACAUAGAAGAAUGCCUAGACGUCGUAUGCCAAAUGGAAGACUUCAAAUUGAAAGAACUAUGGACACUGAAUUUGUUGAACGUCUCGCUGCUAUCUACGAAAUGGAUAGUGAUUCUGAAAAUGAUGACGAAGACGAAGAUAAUAAUCUUCCUGCUGUUCUUCGUCGAGCAAUUUGUGUCAUGAAACAUAUUCCAUUCAUUGUACCAUUUAUGGAUAGAGUCAAAUUAUUUACUCGAUUGUUGAAUCAGGAUAAAGAGAAACAUUAUACAAGUACAUUUGGAAUGGGAUUCAAUGGACCUUCAGUUACAGUUAGAAGAGAUCAAGUUUAUAUGGAUGCGUUUGAAACUUUUGCGCCGAAAAUGCAAGGAGAUAAAGUGAAUGACCUCAAAUCAAUGGUCCGUGUGAAAAUGGUUAAUUGGGCAGGAAUGAACGAAUCAGGAAUCGAUGGCGGUGGAAUUUUCCGUGAAUUCCUAUCGGAACUUCUGAAAACUGCAUUCAAUGUCGAACGAGGAUUUUUCACAUUCACGGAGAGCAAACUUCUUUAUCCGAAUCCGACAGCUCCGUUCCUUCUGGGUGUCGACUGUCUAGCACAUUUCCAGUUUAUUGGACGAAUGAUUGGAAAACUUAUUUAUGAAAGACAGCUCCAAGAAGUCCGUUUCGCAGAAUUCUUUAUUGCUCAAAUUUUCGAAACUGAUAAGAACAAGGACGUGGAUUUACAGCAUAUGAAGAGCUUUGAUCCUAUAAUUUUCAAACAUUUGAAAGCAUUGCAAAAAAUGAAUAACCGAGAAUUGGACGAACUACAGCUAGACUUCAGUGUGGUCACAAGUGACAUGGGAUUGGUUAGAAAUGUGAACCUGAAACCAAACGGAUCGAAAUUUCGGGUUACUGUAGAGAAUGUGCACGAAUAUGUUCGUCUCUACGUCAAUUAUCAUUUGAAACAAAGGAUCGCCUCAAUGGUUGACGCCGUUCGGAAAGGAAUCAGUGAGAUCAUCAGUAUUGAAUGGAUGAGAAUGUUUGCACCACAUGAGCUUCAAAUUAUGAUAGCUGGAUACGAAGAAGUUUUCACAGCGAAAGAGCUCAGAAAGUUCUGCGAACUUCGUUUCGCUGCUGGAACACAAGACAUAAAUUACGAAGAAAUGUUCUGGGAUGUUAUCGAUAAACUAUCCAAUGAUGAUAAGAAGGCACUUUUGAAAUUUGUUACCGGUUGUUCUCGAGCUCCAGUUGAUGGCUUCAAAAGUAUUCAACCACGAAUGGGUGUUUUAGUGAUUCCAUCCUCCGACGACGAGUUGCCAACAAGUGCCACAUGUAUGAAUAUGCUCAGAAUUCCGAAAUAUUCAAAUCGCACAAAGCUGGAAGAGAAGCUUCGCUACGCCAUAAACUCGGGAGCCGGAUUUGAGUUGGCAUAAUUUUGAAAACGUCACAAGAAAAUCACUUCUCUGUAAACUAUGUAAAAUUUUUGUUAUUGCUAUCCGGAUGAAAUGAACUUAUUUUUUAUU